GGCCCCCCACACCCGAUCGAUCUUAGCUCGCAUCUUUCUCUGCUAAGAGAGGCUUCAUAAUGUCGGAUAAAGCGGGUCCGGGUUAUGGCGUGCGUGUGCAGGGAUCGUCUCCACUGGACACUUCAUGGGAGGUGCUGGAUAAGAACGAGCAUGGACUCAUCGUGGAAGGUAAUGCAGCAGGAGACGCAGAUGUCCCAAUGCAAGAACCAGACACAGUACCACAACAGACUAGUGAGCAGGCCCGAAAGGAGGGCGAGGGAGGCAGAGGGAAGGAGGCAAACAAUGAACCAGGGAAAGAGAAGAUAAAGUGUGAGAUUGGGGAGAGUGUGGUACAUCAGAAGUAUGGGUAUGGAGUGGUGAGGUGGGUGGGGGAGGUUGGAGGCGAGAAGAUGACAGGCAUUGAACUGGAAGACUACAGAGUUGGUUGUGGGGAUGGGUGUCUGCCAGGCUCAAGUGAGCCUCUGUUCUCUUGCAGUGAAGGUCGCGGAGUCUUCUGCCCCACCUGUGAGCUGUCUCCAGACACCAGAGCUCCCGACCCUCCACUGGAGGAAGAGACCCCAACACCUGCCAGCAGACCCAGCCAGUUGUUUGAGACGGGGUCGAUGGUGGAGGUGAAGGGGUUUGGGUUUGGAGUGGUGCAGUGGGUGGGGAAGAUGGCCGGCACCAACACUGCUGGAAUUGAACUGGAGGAGUUCAGUAACAGAGGUGGAGAUGGAACUCCAGAGGGAGGGGCUAAGGCACUGUUUCCAUGCCAACCUGGUCACUGUGUGUUCAGUCCAGUCCAGGAACUGGUCCCUGACUCCAGAUUCAUGAUCACUGAGGCCACCAACCCUCUUGAGGAUAUUGCACUGCAGACAAUCAUAGAGAAACAGCCAAUCCCUCGACUCAGCACCUACUGUGGGACGGACAAGAAGAAAGGGAUCCAGGGAGAACACAACUCCUGCUACAUCGAUGCCACUCUGUUCGGACUGUUUGCUCUCAGCUCUGAGUUUGACUCUCUGCUGACCCCCGGGAGAUCAGGGGGUCCAGAUCAGAGGGGUCCUGGGAGUUCACUGGGCAAGACAAUCUCCACUAUUCUCCUAACAAAGAUCGUCAACCCCCUCAGAAAACGUGGGGUUGUGCGAUGUGAACCUGUUCUGGAGUUGCGAGAGCAGCUGGACACACUGGGCAAGAUCACUGGUCUCCUGCAAGACGAGAAAGACCCUGAGGAGUUCCUGAAUCUGCUCUUCAAACAUGCACUAUCAGCCUCCCCUUUUGUCUCCAUUCAGUGAGUGGCUCUAACUGGAGUAGCUAUAUGCCUACUAUGUAUGUAGACACUGCACUAGUGGUAGAGUAGGCCACACUAGUAAUGGGGUUGUUGGGUGUUCUCCCAGACGUCCACAGGGAGAAGAAGAGGAGUUCUUCAUCCAGUUGUUCAUGGAGCCAGACCCUUCCCUCCCCCUCCCCACCAUUGGCCACCUCCUCUCUAGAAUGUUCUCUGAACAGAGCAUCAAGUUCUCCCAGAUCCCUGGGAAACUGCUGAUACAAGUUCCUAGGUACGGCAAACAGUUUAAGACCUUCCAGAGAAUCGUUCCUGACAAGAUGCUCGACAUUAACUCGCUCUGCAAUAACAGCUGCCGCAAGUUGCGCAAACAUCGAGAACUGAAUGCACAUUUGAAACUGCUGUCAGUAGUUUGUAUCGAGACCAGUCACUACGUGUGUUUCUGUCACCAUGACGAUCACUGGGUCUUCAUGGACAGUAUGGCUGACAGAGUGGACGACCGUUUCAAUAUUCCAUCGUGUGAGGACUGUACCGCAGACCUAGAGGAAUGGGUGUACGGUGACAAACUAAAGAAAACUAUGUCGCAAAAGAAAGAGAAGAAUGUUCCAGAACUGGUUCGCAGAUUCACGCAAGACAUUUACAUGUGUGUCUAUGUUGAAGAUAGCACAGCUGUUUAGGUUGUAUUUCACUCUUACAAAUUUAGGGGAAACCAAAACAGGACACAAACAUGGGUAGUAUACAAAGUAAAUCAACAAAAUAAUAUGGGGAGCUAUUUUCAUAUAAUCAGUGGCA
Messenger RNA from Geodia barretti, 2053 nucleotides. Lineage: Eukaryota; Metazoa; Porifera; Demospongiae; Tetractinellida; Geodiidae. The record is from the annotation of a GenBank genome assembly.